This is a messenger RNA of Aspergillus nidulans FGSC A4, 1455 nucleotides long. Its product is annotated as FAD-binding oxidoreductase. Lineage: Eukaryota; Fungi; Ascomycota; Eurotiomycetes; Eurotiales; Aspergillaceae. The record is from RefSeq and is a predicted model, not a curated record. Gene Ontology annotation, molecular function: oxidoreductase activity; flavin adenine dinucleotide binding; FAD binding. The coding region runs from base 1 to 1455 and encodes 484 amino acids. The transcript is spliced from 3 exons.
AUGCGGCAUUCAGUUUAUUCUUGGCUUACUCUGUCGGCCAUGCGCGGUACAAUUAGCCCGGUGGAGGCGCUCAAUCUCACUGCCCUCUAUGGUUCAGGUCUCUCAGACAGUGCGCAAAUAUUGGAUGCAUCUGAGCCUGGUUUCAUGAAUAUCACGCCACGAUGGACCCAGUACAGGCCGCCAAUCUACUACGGCGCUAUCGUCCCAGCUACUGAGGCCGACAUUCAGCAUAUCGUGCGCACCUCGGUAGAGCAUGAUAUCCCGUUCCUUGCCACAGGAGGCGGGCAUGGCCUCACGACAACCCUGGGACAGUUUAGCGGUAUCACGAUUGAACUGACCCGGUUCAACACCGUCAAACUAAACAAGGAAACAGGUCAGAUAACUCUCGGUGGUGGAACGAGGUACUCUGAUAUCUACGAGCCCAUGUUUAACACGGGGAAGAUGAUGGGGCUGGGCAACACCCCCUGCAUUGGGGCAGUCGGCGCAACGCUAGGGGGUGGAACCGGGAUAGGGCAAGGCAUUUACGGCCUGGGGCUUGAUGCCCUGCUGUCCGUUCGUCUGAUCACCGCCACAGGUGACAUUGUCGUUGCUUCUAGGACUGAAAACCAAGAUCUUUUCUGGGCGAUUCGCGGCGCUGGUGCUAGCUUUGGAAUUGUUAUCUCUGCGACUUUUCAGCUUCAUGAUGCAGUCAAUGGUGGCAUUGUCGCACUGACCAUGUUCACAUACUCACCAGAGCAGAAUCGGUCUGUAUGGGAAGCACUUCAGUCUUACGAUGAAAAUAUUCCAGACGAACUAUCCUUCAAUCUUGCUGCGGUAGUAAAUGCGACGACAAGAGAGGCUUUCAUCGUUGCCGAAUCAGAGUAUCACGGUCCACCGGCCGAAGCCGAGCGUUUCCUGCAACCUUUUAUAGACAUCGGACCCACCUCUGUCCAAUCGACGACUUUACCAUGGACGCAGAUUUACGACACCGUCCAUAGCACGAACCAAAGACUUUGCACGCCGGGGCAAUAUUUGAACGAAUACACCAUCGCCCUCAAGCGGACAGACGUGGACGCCUUCACGGCUUAUUACAAUGAGUUGUAUGCCCUUUGGGUAAGGGAAGAACGUUACGAAGGGGACUGGAUCAUCGCGAGGUCUCCCAUUCGCGUUAUGAGACUGGUUUCUGAUGAGGAGACGGUGUUUCCGCAUCGUCACGCCAUUACCCAUCUCCUCUUCGGCAACUACUACAGCAGCCCGUCACUUGAUUCAACCAUAAACGCAUGGAUGCGCAACGUCCGCGCGAGAUUCCAAGCCACGAGUGGCUACGACAGGCUCCACGCUUACACAAACUUUGCACAGGGCGACGAAGGACCUGGGGCGUGGUAUGGCUCUGCAAAUCUGAAGCAGCUUAGGGCGUUGAAGAGUAAGUGGGAUCCGGAUGGGGCUUUUAAUAAUUUUAAUCCGGUGCUGCCAUGA